AUGGCCGCUGUGAUUGACGUACAGUUCGAACACUAUCGUGUGCCAAAUACCUUGGGUGUACACGAAACAAGUCCCCGUCUCAGUUGGAAGAUUCAACACGGUGAUGCCGCUUUCAAACAGACAGGGUUCGAAGCGGAAUUGACCGUAUAUAGCCCGGACUCGCAAGUUCUGAGAUCUCCAACCGUCAAAUGCCGCUCGCCAUGCUCUCAUCUGCUGCCAUGGCCAUUUGACGAGCUUUUACAGUCACGGCAGCUAAUCUCUGUCCGCGUUCGGGUCUGGGAUGAUACUGGAUAUCAAAGCCCCUGGAGCGAAGCGGCUGAACUCGAGACUGGGCUUCUCGAGCGCUCCAACUGGGUAUGCGAGCGCAUCGCCGCUCCCUGGGCUUCAAGCAGAAGGGACCCCGCCCCUGAACAGCUGUUUCGCAAGCAGUUCAGACUCGAAAAUUCCACAGCUCGUGGAUCCCUUGCCAAGGCUCGCCUUUACAUUACAGCACAGGGAGUCUAUGAAGCGGAGAUCAACGGUACUCGUGUCGGUGACUAUUUUCUCGCUCCGGGUUGGACAUCAUAUGCCGGGAGGAUCCAGUACCAGACAUAUGACGUUACCUCUCUUCUGAACCAUGGCGGAGACAACUGCAUUGGCGUGCGUGUGGCCGAAGGAUGGUUUUCUGGCCGGAUUGGAUUCAGAGGCGGUCACCGUCAUAUCUGGGGCCUGAAUACUGCGCUCGUAGCUCAGCUGGAGGUCACCUAUGGCGAUGGUUCAGUCACGGUUGUACCGACGGAUGACUCCUGGGAGGUCAUCGAGGGUCCCAUCAGACUCGCCGAGAUAUACGACGGCGAAAAGUAUGAUGCCACCCUAGAGGUACCGUUCUGGUCAUCACCUUCACAGAAGUAUCGAACAGGCGCCGGGUGGGAGAAAGCGGUCCGGCUUCUUGCUCUCCCAGCAUCCACCCAACUUGUGGCCGGCUUCGGUGAGCCGGUUCGUCGAACAGAGACUAUGAAGCCAGUCAAGAAAAUGAUCACUCAAAGCGGCAAGACUGUCCUCGACUUUGGUCAGAAUCUUGUGGGAUAUCUGCGCGUGAAAGAUAUCAGAGGCCCUCGGGGUCACACAAUUACAUUGCGACACGCCGAAGUCCUGGAGAAUGGGGAGCUCGGGACUCGGCCGCUCCGAUUCUGCCAAGCUCUCGACAAAUACACCCUCAAAGGAUCCAACCACGGCAGGCCAGAAGAGUAUGAACCAAGAUUCACCUUUCACGGGUUCAGGUACGCCCAGAUUGAAGGAUGGAUUGGCAACCUGGAUUUGGCCUCGAACUCGAUCGAGGCUGUGGUCUGCCGGACGGACAUGAUGCCGGUCGGGCAGUUCUCCUCUUCAAGCGCCCUGCUUAACCAGUUGUACAGCAAUGUGGUCUGGGGCAUGAAGGGCAACUUCCUUUCAGUGCCGACAGACUGUCCACAGAGAGAUGAGAGGCUGGGCUGGACUGGCGAUCUCGCCUUGUUCGCCCCAACGGCCUGUCUGAUCUAUGAUUGCUUUGGCAUGGUUAGGAAUUGGUUGAUUGAUGUCGAGUUUGAUCAACAGGUCUUGGGCGGGGUGCCCCCGAUGGUCAGCCCGAAUUCGACCCUGCCGGACCCAGUCUGGUGUAGACGAAUUCCUUGCGCCAUCUGGCACGAUGUGACUAUCCUAGCACCGUGGGCACUUUACCAGGAAACUGGGGAUACGGCCAUCCUGUCUCAACAGUAUAACAGCAUGGCAACUUGGAUAAAGGUCCUGCCGAGGCAAAAGUCCGGCCUGGUUCACUUAUGGGACCCUGAACCGUUCCAGCUAGGAGACUGGCUUGACCCCUCGGCGCCGCCGGAUCAGCCAUGGAAAAGCACAACCGAUUCCAAGAUGGUGUCCAACAUGUUUCUCGUCCAGAGCCUCGAUCUGAUGGCGAGAAUCUCUAGCCUGCUCGGGAAACAGUCUGAGGCGGAGCUUUAUGAAGCCGACUGCCAAGCCACACGAGCCGAUUUCCAGGCCGAGUUUGUAACAGCAACUGGGCGCCUUGUGUCAGACUCUCAAGCGGCCUACGCUUUAGCUAUCUGUCUUGACUUACUCACGCCGUCUCAACGAGUUAGAGCCGGGGCCCGGCUGGUGGAGCUAGUGCGGAAGAAUGAGUUCAAAAUCAGCACAGGUUUUGCUGGCACACCGUUCAUCUGCGAGGCCUUGGCAGCCACAGGUCAUGUGCAAGUGGCAUAUGCAAUGCUUCUCGAGACAAAGUGCCCCUCGUGGCUAUACCCCGUUACUAUGGGCGCAACUACCGUCUGGGAGAGGUGGGACAGCAUGCUUCCAGAUGGCUCCAUUAACCCUGGAGAUAUGACAUCUUUCAACCAUUAUGCCUUUGGUGCAAUUGCCAAGUUCAUGUAUGAGAGGGUGGCAGGUCUGCAGCGGCUUGAGCCCGGGUGGACAAAGUGCCGGAUUGCGCCGUCGGUCGGGGCCCAGUUCUCGAGUGCUUCUGCCACACAUGUUUCUCGGCAGGGAACCAUCUCAUUUUCGUGGGAGACCAAGAAACUGGAUCAUGGUCAGGAGCAGAUAUGCUUGCAGGCUACAAUACCGUACGGCACGCGUGCUCAGAUCUCCCUUCCAAAGGACAAAGGGGAGGUGACGCACGAAGUAGGCCCCGGCAAGUGGUCCUUUCAGUCAUCGUUUACGAGGGACUACGAGUGGCCAGUUCUUCCGUUGAAACCUAAGUCAUGA
Messenger RNA from Fusarium falciforme, 2727 nucleotides. RefSeq names its product Alpha-L-rhamnosidase. The record is from RefSeq and is a predicted model, not a curated record. Gene Ontology annotation, biological process: carbohydrate metabolic process. The coding region runs from base 1 to 2727 and encodes 908 amino acids. The transcript has 2 exons. NCBI's taxonomy places the organism in Eukaryota, Fungi, Ascomycota, Sordariomycetes, Hypocreales, Nectriaceae.